This is a messenger RNA of Musa acuminata AAA Group (dessert banana), 483 nucleotides long. Its product is annotated as probable 2-oxoglutarate-dependent dioxygenase SLC1. Bases 1 to 483 code for a protein of 160 amino acids. Lineage: Eukaryota; Viridiplantae; Streptophyta; Magnoliopsida; Zingiberales; Musaceae. The transcript is spliced from 3 exons. The record is from RefSeq and is a predicted model, not a curated record.
AUGACGCCUCACGCCUCGGAUGACGUGACGGCACCCGGUCAAAUGGACCGGAACACAGGCCGAGGCGCAUUAACACCUACUCAGGCUGGGCUCUUCAUGCCACGCCAAACCAAUGUCAGACGCAACCAGCCUGCCCCCUGCAAGCGGGCACAUCAGGAAAUAUCACCCCAUUCCGACUACGGCUUCCUCAUCUUGAGGUUUGAGGUUGAGGGCAUGCAGGUGCUGCACAGGGGCGAAUGGAUCACCGUCGACCCUCCUCGAGUUCCUUCGUCGUCGACGUCGGCGAUCACCUGUAGAUAUUUAGCAACGGGAGGUACGAGAGUGAGCCGCACCUCCAACCCUCGGCUGUCGGUGGCGUCUCUCCACAGCCUCUCCCUCGAGAGCGUGGUCCGCCCGUCGCCGGAGCUGGUCGACGAGGGACCAUCCGAGGCUGUACAAGGACACCGACCUCGCUGCCUUCCUCGACUACAUCUCCACCUGUGA